CAAUUUCUUGCUGUAGCCACCUUCACCUACCUCCUUCUUCUUCUUCUGCUGCUUCCUUCUUGGCGGACUCUCCUAAGCAAAGCAAAGCAAAGCAAACCCUCUCUCUCUCUCUCUUCUCUGAUCCGGAUCUAAACCAAAAUGCAGAGCUGUGCCUUCUCUCCCUCCAUAUCAGUUCCAAAAUCGAGAAGAAUUUCUUCACAUACCACUACUCACCACACAUUUGAUCCUAUCUCGGUAUCUCCGUCUCCCAGAUCUCUAUCUUUCACCUCAAGCUAUGCCUCCCUUACCUCCUUGCCUCGACGUAUACCGUCGAUCCGUUGCUCCUCCUCCUCGCGACUGAAUGCCUGGAUAUCGACUCCUCCGCCUCUUCCGGAGCGGGAACAUGACACUCUCCAGGUUACUGCGGCGUCGGCGUCUGAAAGCGUGGGUGAGACUGAGAAGUCGGACAGUAUAGCCAGCACUUUGCAGCUUGGAGCUCUGUUUGGAAUGUGGUACCUGUUCAAUAUAUACUUCAACAUAUAUAACAAGCAGGUUCUCAAAGUGUUUCCAUUUCCAAUAACUGUCACCACGGUUCAGUUUGCUGUUGGAUCUGUACUUGUUAUCUUAAUGUGGACCUUGAACCUCUACAAAAGGCCAAAGAUUAGCGGGGCACAGCUUGUAGCUAUUUUGCCACUGGCAAUUGUUCACACCUUGGGCAACCUUUUUACAAAUAUGAGCCUUGGAAAAGUAGCUGUUUCUUUCACUCAUACCAUUAAAGCAAUGGAGCCAUUUUUCUCAGUUAUCCUUUCUGCUAUGUUCCUGGGGGAGAUGCCUUCCCCUUGGAUUGUUGCUUCACUUUUACCUAUUGUUGGAGGAGUUGCAUUGGCAUCAAUGACAGAAGCCUCUUUUAAUUGGGCAGGAUUUUGGAGUGCGAUGGCCUCUAACGUGACCAAUCAAUCUCGUAAUGUUCUUAGCAAAAAGUUCAUGGUGAAAAAAGAGGAAUCAUUGGACAACAUAACUCUAUUCUCUAUCAUUACAAUCAUGUCCUUCAUCUUGUUGGCUCCGGUUACCUUUUUUACGGAGGGUGUUAAGGUCACUCCUGCAUAUAUGCAAUCCGCUGGGUUAAAUGUGAAACAGUUGUACAUUAGGUCAUUCAUUGCCGCACUUUGCUUCCAUGCCUAUCAGCAGGUUUCAUACAUGAUUCUGCAGAGGGUAUCCCCUGUUACCCAUUCAGUGGGCAAUUGUGUGAAGAGGGUGGUUGUGAUUGUGUCCUCUGUGUUUGUCUUCAGAACACCCGUUUCGCCUAUCAACUCUCUUGGCACAGGAAUAGCUUUGGCUGGAGUUUUCCUCUACUCAAGGGUGAAGCGUAUUAAGCCCAAGACUGCUUAAGAUUGAUCCUGUAAUACUGCCCGGCCCGGGCAGUUAAAGGUUUUGUCGGUUUUUUGAAGAAAAAAAAGGAUCUGGGAAUUUGAAAUUUAUCUUUUUUCUCUUGUAUGUUGCAAAAAAAUUUAAGUGACUGUUUUGUUGGUUGAGGUCUUAUUAAACAACAAUUUCUAUUAAGAUCAUAAUUGAUCAUUUUAAUCCUAUUAGAUCUCU
Molecule: messenger RNA, 1575 nt
Organism: Impatiens glandulifera
Lineage: Eukaryota; Viridiplantae; Streptophyta; Magnoliopsida; Ericales; Balsaminaceae
Product: phosphoenolpyruvate/phosphate translocator 1, chloroplastic-like
Exons: 9
Coding region: 139-1368 (409 amino acids)
Biological process (GO): transmembrane transport
Cellular component (GO): Golgi apparatus; membrane
Molecular function (GO): antiporter activity
Source: RefSeq, a predicted model, not a curated record